Molecule: messenger RNA, 720 nt
Organism: Zasmidium cellare ATCC 36951
Lineage: Eukaryota; Fungi; Ascomycota; Dothideomycetes; Mycosphaerellales; Mycosphaerellaceae
Exons: 1
Coding region: 1-720 (239 amino acids)
Source: RefSeq, a predicted model, not a curated record
AUGCCUGCCACGACCAGGAGCCAGACGACUCUUGAAGAGAAGGGAGUCUCUACCUCCAAGCCCACUCCAGCGAAAUUGCAACCCAACAAGCGGAAAGCUGGUACUGCAACGACAGCUUCGUCGUCUUCGAAGAAGAAGAAGACCAGUCCCGACACGAGACCCUCUCAUCACGACGCCAGUGAAGAUAACGAAGCGAUCACGAUCAACCGUGCCCCUGUUCUCGAGCUGUGGGCUAGCUGUGUGGCUCACUCAAUCUACCCGUCACUGGAAUGGUCAACAUGCCUCAGCAUUGGCGGAGCAAUCAGUACAAUUACUGCAAUCUCCAAAGGUCGCUCAAUAGGUACAAUAGAGAAGCCUGAUCCAGGAAAAGCUCAAGAAAAGCGCGAGAAGAGACGCGAAGAGCAGGCAGAGCUAGGCGAGGUCGAAGUGAUGGGCUUCCACCUCAAGCUCAAAGAUGGCGCAGCAGUGGUGGGAGACAAGCCUAAGAAGGGGAAUGAGGAUACAUUGAAGAAGAAGUAUGGUGAUCAGCAAUAUGAGAAAGUCAAAGCCAUGUUUGACGAAAGCUUGAAGGCGUGGAAGGACAAGGAAGACGAGCUGAACAGCAAGGCGUUCGGAAUGUAUGAGGAUUUCCGCCCGAAUAUCCCAACUAGCCAGCAGGGAUGGGGUCGAAAAGGACAGCUGAGACUGGACACUAUCAAGAGCGCUGUCAGGGGUGAGUGA